AUGCCAGGCAAAAGUAAAAAGAAACGCAACAGCAAAGACUCCACUUCGAGUAAUAAUGGCAAUGGCGAGGAGGGGGAGAAAAAAAAAGAAGGCAAGAAGAAGAGCAACAGCAGCAAGGCGCUGGGAUGCGACAUUUUCAAUGAUGUAGCGAUGGAGAAUGCCUACUAUGUGUGCCACAAUGUGCAGGAUUUACUCAAGACGCGCGGUUUCGCUUGGCCCGAUGGGCAAAAGAAGAAGAAAAAGGGAAAACGUUAAGAAUUAUUAUACAGUUGCGGCAAUAUUUCCUUCAGCAUUUAAGCCACUAUAAUUAAAUUUGAUUAUUUAAAUCUCGUAAGCGACUAUUUUUAUUUCUAAUAAGUUUUUAUACGCUGCCGUUGAUUAUCUGCCGCAGCAAACGCGCCACCUCCUCCACCCACUCACAAACAAACAAAAACAAAAAAAAAUUAACAAAUUAAAUAGAAAUUCUAUUUUUAUGUCGAGAAAGUCAUUAUUACGUUCGUUUAGUUUUGAUAUCG
Messenger RNA from Anastrepha ludens (Mexican fruit fly), 515 nucleotides. RefSeq names its product small lysine-rich protein 1. The coding region runs from base 1 to 255 and encodes 84 amino acids. The transcript has 2 exons. NCBI's taxonomy places the organism in Eukaryota, Metazoa, Arthropoda, Insecta, Diptera, Tephritidae. The record is from RefSeq and is a predicted model, not a curated record.